CUUAACGACAAUCAGCUGUCGAAGUACAAUAACAGAGAUAAUAGCCAAUCAGCUAUAAAUGUAAUAUGACAAGAAAGAUGUCAGUGCACUGGGCAUGUGUACAUGUGUAGAACAUGUUACUUCCGGGAACUCUCAUUUUUUUAUUGCAGAGGGGACUGGAAACUGGAUCUGGAUUGUAGGGGAUAGCCUGGUCAGAAGAGCAAAAGAACGAGCUUCACAACGCAACUAUCAGCAGUUUGGAGAGCGAGGUAUCGUGGUCCGUUGGCAUGGGCAAGGCGGCGCCACGCUCCAGGAUCUCCCCAGGAUGGUUUCUUACCGGCUGAGAUGCGGCACUCCUCCUGCAUUAGCUAUUGUCCACUUGGGAUCAAAUGACAUCGGACAGUAUGAUGUCUGCCGGUGCAGAAUGGCAAUUGACACAGCCAUCCAAGAUCUACGCGCGAGAAUGCCGCACACCCAUAUCGCCUGGUCUGGUAUUUUACCGCGGCUCUUCUACUAUGGUCGCAAGCAAGGCUCUAAUUCACAGGAGGCCUUGGAUGGAGUUCGUAAGUCUCUUAACAAAUACGCUAGGAGGAAACUAGCCAGGAUGUCGGAUACCACCAUCAUCAAACAUGAAUUUGACCCCACAAUCCACAGCCUCUUCAAUAGAGAUGGAGUGCACCUCUCUGAUUCGGGUUCAGACAUUCUCAUUGACAGUUUCAGAACUGCAGCAAGAGAAGCAGGAUUUGUUUAGAUAUGGAGAGGAGACGAGCUUGAGAAACAUUUUGAGAACUCGAGGCUUCUGGCAAGGUUUUUUCUUUUGUAAUGUAUCUUAGUGUUAUUACGUUUAUUGUUUCUAGUCGUUUAUGUACAUACUUCAUUUUACGGGCUUUGUGAAGGGCACCGUCAACAGUACUACCUUGCUAUUAUCAAUAAUGAUAUGCACGUGUCUGGAUUGAGGAUGAAGGAACGUCCUUUUAUAGGCAUUUUGCAUCCAUUCAUGUGAGGUUAAGUUUUAAUGCGGCUCCAUGCCAAUAUAUUAGGUAACUUUAUUUGCAAGCAUGACAAGUUCAUGUAUGCUCCAGAAUCAUGUGACUUACGACGGAGCAAAAAAAAAAAAAAAAAAAAAAAAAAAAAAAAAAUUAAUUGGGUGGAAGGUUUUUGUUCAGAAACAAUUUGUUUGAAACCUGACAGAUCACCAAUAUUGAUAUCAAAGUAUAUGCUCCAAAGAUGUUGUUUACCAAGAUUUAGGGAAACACCCGUGGGAACUACUAUCCUGCGGGUGGGUCACGUGAUCAACAGUCCCAGGGAGGAGUUACUACCCUUCCUGGCGAUCACGUGACCAUAUCUUUCAGUAAGUUUAAUAGGAUGCCACAGAUGUAGUUUUUCGUUAUGUCUUACGACAUUGUUCAGACUGUUUUGAGGUUUAUCACCUCUUAUGUUAUUUAGGCAUAUUGCCUCUGUGUUUUGAUGCCUCGUACGGAAUUAAACGGCGAGCAAUGGCAUAUAAUUUGUCCACGUGUUUUCUUCUCAAAAGGUAAUGAUCAUUUUCAGUGAUCAGUAAAUUUUUGAGAGAAACAAGUGUUAGGUUCAUAGAGGAAUAUAAUGUGAAAAGUCCAAAUCGAUACAGAUUGUGUAUGUGAUCACUAACCGGAUAUCAUGUGAUCUAAUCACAGCGGGAAACAUGUGCGUUGUGGAAUAUACUAGUAACGUGUGCACGUAAUAAAGCCAUUGCAGUCUGAAAUUCCUUCGAGGCAACAAAUUUUUCCCCUCCACUCCCACCCAGGUACAUUGGUAAUAUAUUAUCGGGAUGGGAGGACCCGGCGUCAACACAGAAUUUAGUCACGGGAUCGUUAAGGGGGUUGCAUAUUUCUGAGGCAAUGCAGUGUAGCGGUGACUUUAGCACAUAUGUUACCAUACAAGCUGAUAUUUUAGUCAAUGCGUAGACCUGAAUUACUGUUGAGAAUUACCGUGUGUAGGAAAUUUUGUGUAUUACGAUUUAUGAUAUUCUUAUUAAACAUCUCAUGGUUGGGAGGUUGGGCAGAGUUACGACAGUAGAUCAGCAUGGUUGGUAGGUUGGGCAGAAUUUAGACAGUCAGUCAUCAUGGUUGGGAGGUUGGGAGAGAUAUUGAAUUAUUUUAUGGUUUUAUGUUUUAGAUUAAGAACAGGAUAUCUGGAGGUAACUUUUUUGGCCUGCAUAAGGUUGGAAGGUUGGGCAGGACACUUACGAGUUUAUCAUGAAGGCAGAUAUACAACAUUGUUGAAUAGAUGGCCAUAGGAUAGAGGUAUACUUUUAUAUGUCAUACAUAUUAUAUUCUCAGGUUUAAAUAAGUCCACUGUCCAGAUAGUCAUAUUAAAGUGACUAGGCCUACAAUAUGGCUGGGAGGUUGGGUAGGACUUACGGACAGGCAGCAUAGAGCAUUAUGUGGCUAAUUAUGACUUUUAUAUGUAAAUGGUACGGAGGAGCAUGUCAGGAUACAUUGCUUUAGAAGUGUAGAAGGUUUUUGUUCAGAAACAAUUUGUUUGAAACCUGACAGAUCACCAAUAUUGAUAUCAAAGUAUAUGCUCCAAAGAUGUUGUUUACCAAGAUUUAGGGAAACACCCGUGGGAACUACUAUCCUGCGGGUGGGUCACGUGAUCAACAGUCCCAGGGAGGAGUUACUACCCUUCCUGGCGAUCACGUGACCAUAUCUUUCAGUAAGUUUAAUAGGAUGCCACAGAUGUAGUUUUUCGUUAUGUCUUACGACAUUGUUCAGACUGUUUUGAGGUUUAUCACCUCUUAUGUUAUUUAGGCAUAUUGCCUCUGUGUUUUGAUGCCUCGUACGGAAUUAAACGGCGAGCAAUGGCAUAUAAUUUGUCCACGUGUUUUCUUCU
This is a messenger RNA of Lytechinus pictus (painted urchin), 2850 nucleotides long. RefSeq lists its product as uncharacterized. NCBI's taxonomy places the organism in Eukaryota, Metazoa, Echinodermata, Echinoidea, Temnopleuroida, Toxopneustidae. The record is from RefSeq and is a predicted model, not a curated record. Bases 95 to 730 code for a protein of 211 amino acids. The transcript is spliced from 2 exons.